Molecule: messenger RNA, 546 nt
Organism: Penicillium paradoxum
Lineage: Eukaryota; Fungi; Ascomycota; Eurotiomycetes; Eurotiales; Aspergillaceae
Product: translation machinery-associated protein 20
Exons: 3
Coding region: 1-546 (181 amino acids)
Biological process (GO): formation of translation preinitiation complex
Molecular function (GO): RNA binding
Source: RefSeq, a predicted model, not a curated record
AUGUUUAAGAAAGAUAUUCCCCCAAGCAACCGGUCUAAGGUUAAAUCCUCCGUGCAGCGCGGUCUGCGCCAGAAGCUGCUGGAGACAUACCCGGGUCUUGAGCCAUUUAUUGAAGAUAUCAUGCCCAAGAAGGCCUCAUUGGAAGCCGUGAAAUUACCUGAGCGCGUCACUCUCUACACAAUAGAAUCCACACCCUUCUUCUUCCAACCCAUCGACGGACCUCCUGUGCCUCACCUCCGCCUCAUCCACGCCUAUCCCUCCGCCAUCCCGACAAUCCAGAUCGACCGCGGCGCCAUCCGCUUCGUGCUCUCCGGCGCGACGCUCAUGGCCCCCGGUCUUACCUCCCCGGGAGGACGUUUGCCCGAUGCCGAGCAUGCGCUUGAGGCCGGGCAGAUCGUCGGUGUCAAGGCUGAGGGCAAAGAGGAGAUUUGCCUUGUCGGCAUGCUGAAGGUUGGCACUGAGGAGAUUAAGAGCAAAGGCAAGGGUGUUGUUAUGGAUGAGGGUCAUUAUCUUGGCGAUGGACUCUGGAGAAUGCAUUUGGAUUAA